Dicentrarchus labrax (European seabass) is the source of this 2707-nucleotide messenger RNA. Its product is annotated as G1/S-specific cyclin-D1. Gene Ontology annotation, cellular component: cytoplasm; nucleus; cyclin-dependent protein kinase holoenzyme complex. The coding region runs from base 352 to 1242 and encodes 296 amino acids. The record is from RefSeq and is a predicted model, not a curated record. Lineage: Eukaryota; Metazoa; Chordata; Actinopteri; Moronidae. The transcript is spliced from 5 exons. Gene Ontology annotation, molecular function: cyclin-dependent protein serine/threonine kinase regulator activity. Gene Ontology annotation, biological process: mitotic cell cycle phase transition; positive regulation of G1/S transition of mitotic cell cycle; regulation of cyclin-dependent protein serine/threonine kinase activity.
UUGAUGGUAACUUCCCUCACACUGCCGGUGGAAGCACCGCUGCUGCUCUGGUUUGUCCUGUAAGUCUUGUGCAACAAAAGAAAGUAACUUAUAACCCGGUGGAAAAGGAAUAAACUAACCCAUUGACAAAACGGAGACAAAAAAGGACAUUUUUCAUUCACUACAUUUUCCAUAACUACUCCAACCGGUAACUACAUGUGCCACAAGUAAAAAGGAAGUGUGCUUUUGUCUACAAAAUGUGGAGAGGCUGAUAGUUGUUAGCUAAAGUCGAAAUUUGUUUUAGGGUUUGUGGCACGAAGAAAACAGCUGAAACAGACAGACAGACAGAUUGUUAAAGGCAUAGUGAGGUAAAUGGAACCUCAGUUGUUGUGCUGCGAGGGGGACAGGCCUGCUAUCCGCAGGGCCUACCGGGACUCCAACCUGUUGACUGACCGGGUCCUGCACGCUCUGUUGCGGGCAGAAGACAAGUACCUCCCCGCUCCGAACUACUUCAAAUGCGUCCAGAGAGAAGUAGCCCCGUAUAUGAGGAGGAUAGUGGCUACCUGGAUGCUGGAGGUGUGUGAGGAGCAGAAGUGCGAGGAAGAGGUUUUCCCUCUGGCUAUGAAUUACAUGGACCGUUUCCUGUCAGUGGAACCCACCAAGAAGAACCACCUGCAGUUACUGGGAGCUGCUUGUAUGUUCCUGGCAUCCAAACUGAAGGAAACAAUCCCACUCACUGCUGAGAAACUCUGCAUCUACACAGACAACUCUGUCACACCGUCUCAGCUGCUGCAAAUGGAGCUGCUGGUUCUGAACAAGCUGAAGUGGGACCUGGCUUCAGUGACUCCGCUUGACUUCAUUGACCACUUCCUGUCGCAGCUGCCUGUCAGGAGAGAGAACAGACCCAUACUCAGGAAGCACGCUCAGACCUUUGUGGCGCUGUGUGCCACAGAUGUUAAGUUCAUAGCCAGCCCCCCGUCCAUGGUAGCAGCAGGCAGCAUGGUGGCAGCAGUGGAGGGCUUGCAGAUGAGAAUGUUGGGCAACGCCAUGAUGUCUCAGAAACUGACAGAGCAGCUGGCACAGACCAUCAGGAGCGACCCGGAUUGUCUCAGGGCGUGUCAGGAACAAAUCGAGUCGCUGCUGGAAACCAGUCUCAGGCAGGCACAGCAACAACAUAAUGCAGUUACCAUGGAAACUAAGAACAUCAGUGAGGGGCAGGACCUCUCAACUACGCCCACAGAUGUCCGAGACAUAAACAUCUGAUUGCCAGUCAUGGAGUGGGGUGAACUAGUGAAGUGGAUGGUCAUUUUGGACAUGCUCAAAUAACAAAAAGACUCGUGGCUUUUGUUUGACAUGAUGUAGUGUGUGUUUUCAAUCGCUCCGAAGUGACUGGACUCAACAGUGUGUCAGAACUGUUAACAUGAAGUCCAUUAUGAACUGUGGCGGAGAGGCUGACUGGACAUCAUCACGUCCAGGACACUGACAAUGUUAAGACUGGAAUUCAGCUCUCACUGCAGAAAUGACUCUAAGAGUAACAUGUGUUCACCUGUGGGUGACAGCUGGUGCCAGCAGGCUGCACCCACCAAGGCGUUGAAGGCCUAUAGGCCGCUCUUACCCUACAUCUCCUCCCAAAUUGAAACCAUCUAGCCUCAGAAACUGAUUGUGAUGUUAGACAUCCAUGGGCCUGUUUUUAAUCAAACACAUAAGAGUUACACUAAGAACGCUUUCAGCUCUGGAGUAGAAAAGUUCAUUAAAAGUCUUAUCAGCUGAUCACUGCCUCUGCACUGCAGAAGUCGAAGACCCCAACAGGUUACUCUUAAGAGACUUUUUUUUUAAGGAGUAAAAGUGAGGUAUUUCUAAAAUUUGUAUCUUUUAUCAUUUUUAGCAGUUUGAUAAAUAUGGGCCCAGACAGUUGCCCUCUUACGGACAAUAAAAUGUGUUCUGUGAUAUAGUUAACAGUAUGAGCUAUGAUGUUUUGCUGAAGACAUGAUGCACAACUGGCAAAAGAAAAAAAGAACAACAGUUGAGCUUUCCAAAAUGGACCAAGAAAAGCUAUUUGACUAAUAAAAUAUACCUUAGAUCACCUUUCGUCAUAAGGUGCAAGUACCUAGAACAAAGUGAAACCACUGUUCUAAUGUAAUGUAAUGCAGUGUAAUGCACACUUUAUACCACUAGAGGGAAUGCAGAUCUAUGCUGAUGGUGUUGUUGUUUUUGGUUGCUUGUCCCAUGUCAGUCCAUUGACGAGUAAUGUCAUUAGAAGCUAUUGCAACUCUGAAUGAAUGCAUAAUGAACUGUUUAACAAUCAGACUGGACAAAAAUAACUUUUUAACUGCACAUACAGUCUUUCUGUUCUCCAGGAAAAGCGAUGAAGCAGUACUAGUUUUGUAAAGUGUACUACUGUAUUUUGCCUCUCAUAUUUAUUAUUUCUCAUCACUUGACUUGUACAGUGCUAAAAGUUCUUCUCAAGAGUGGAAAUACUGUCAAAGACUGCUUUUCUGGAUUCAGCUGCUCUAUACAUAAACACAUAACAAUGGUCCUGAAUGGUCUUGAAUAGAGAAGCCACAACUAAAUACCUACACAGUGGAAUGAGUAACAUUUUAUUUUUAUUUUUUUAGGGUACUGCCCUCAUGACAUAAGCUCGUAUGAGGUUAAGCUCUGUGUUGAUGCACUGUUUGUCUGUCUUAGCACAGAGCAUAAAGAUGAAUUAAAGGAAAACUGUCUUAUGAGA